Messenger RNA from Exophiala dermatitidis NIH/UT8656, 3583 nucleotides. RefSeq lists its product as uncharacterized. Gene Ontology annotation, biological process: transmembrane transport; fungal-type cell wall biogenesis. The transcript is spliced from 3 exons. The record is from RefSeq and is a predicted model, not a curated record. The coding region runs from base 1011 to 3215 and encodes 734 amino acids. Lineage: Eukaryota; Fungi; Ascomycota; Eurotiomycetes; Chaetothyriales; Herpotrichiellaceae.
GCAGAGUGAUGGUGCCUUUGAUUUUAUUAAUCGAUGAUCCAAUCGUUCGAGUCCCAGCGCAAUGCUCGCAAUUACUAGCACCGUGCUGUAGUAGUUGCUUAAAACAGCAUGCCCUUCCGAAGGCAACGUCCAAGUGGAAAAGUAAAAUCUCAACCAGGUGGCAUCGGGACCUCGAGUUUGACAUGGAUGACUACAAGCCACAGCCACCACCACCCACAAGCGCAGGGGCAUCAUCCACCGCUGACUGGCCACAGCAGAACCCAGACCUCAAAAACCCCCCAGGCACUCGUGGGCCAUGGCGAAUCCUCCGCAGUCGAUGGACCCAAACAUAUCCAACGAGCGGGCCUAGGACGCCGUCCCCGGUAAAGGUAGGUUACCAACAGCCACUCACAACAAAGUGAUUCUCUCCCAAGCUUCCAACUCUUACCCCUGGGCCACGCCACGAUUCCACCACAGCCCAGCGGCCCAUGUCCUGGAACGACCCACUGCUGCACCAUCCCCCGUCAACGGCUCGGACGGGCCUUUCAGAUGUGGUCGAUGGCUGCUGUCCGCGUGUGCGGUGAAACAGGGCCUUGCCCAUGCCAGCGGGCGGGCAUAUCGGUGGCCACGCGAAAGAUCUCAGUUCGUGUUAUUUGCGUCGAGACUCGGGCCCAGCUGAAAAACAACAGUCUUCUUCCUUUUCUGCACAUGAAACCCUUUGUUACAACCUGCAACUUUACCCUUUUGCCGCUCUUUUUACACAUUCUACAUUCGCUUCACUUCAUCGACAUUACAUUUGGUUCUGCCUGUCACUCGCUCAAGGCUUUUGAGUAUUGGACCUACCAUUUCCCAGAUAUCCAACAUCGUCUCUUUUCGAUUCGGCCCUUCUUUGCAACAUCCCUCGUUUUGCAUUACUUCGAAAACAACAUUCGUGAACAAACUACGCCGUGGAAAGAGAACACCCGAGACCAGUUCCUCGCCGGCCAACGGCUUGCCCUGUGUGUUGAAACACAUCUACAUACACUGCCACCAUGUGGAGGCCGUCCCUCAUAGCACUCGCCUCUUUGGGAUUUCUUCCAUAUACUCUGGCCACGGACAUAUUGAAGACGGACGGCUUUUCAGACUGUAACAACGGGACAUCGACUGUCAAGGUCAACCAUGUCGACAUUUCGUUCGAUCGAUCAACCAAUGAAAUUCAAUUCGACGUCUCAGGCACCAGCACCGAGGUUCAAAAUGUGACGGCAGAGUUGGUGGUGACGGCAUAUGGGGUUCAAGUAUAUGAGAAAGAGUUUGAUCCUUGUGAUGAAUCAACCAAAGUGGACCAACUAUGUCCUGUGCCCGAAGGAACAUUUGGUGCGAACGGAACACAAAAGAUCCCAUCAGAGUACACGUCCAUGAUCCCCUCAAUCGCAUUCUCACUACCCGACCUCGAGGGUAGUGCACAGUUGAUACUCAAGGCGAAAGAUGGAAAAGAGCUGGCAUGCAUCAAGUCCGGCGUCACCAACGGCAAGACCGUCGAGGUGCCCGCAGUGUCAUACGUGGCUGCAGCCGUCGCCGCCGCCGCUCUAGCAGUAUCGUUAGUCGGGGCGGCCGCCUCCGGGGCUCAUCCAGGAUCGACCUCAUCAAGUCCCGGCUUUUCCGAAGUUAUGUGGUGGUUUCAAGGCAUGGCCAUGAACGGAAUGCAUUCGGUCCAAUAUCCCGCCAUCUAUCGGAGUUUUUCCAAGAAUUUCGGUUUCGGCACCGGACUCGUAUCGUGGGCUGGACUGCAGGAUUCGAUUGACAGCUUCCGAUCACAUACUGGAGGCAACUUGACCAACGCCAGCUAUGAAUCCCUGAAGAACUCGACUCUUGUCUAUUCGGACGGCAGCACGACUCAGACCACGACGGGGAUAGCCAAGCGAGCUAUCCUAUUACUACGUGACAUCGACACCUCGAUCAACGAAACGAGCAGCAGUAACUCAUCCACUAGUGACACCUCGACAGCAUCCCAUUUAGUCCACGGCAUCCAAGGCUACGUGGAACAACUGACCAUUCCCGAAACCAACACAUUCAUGACCGUCCUAUUAAUAUUCGCAAUUGUGAUCGCCGCCAUCGUCGUCGGGAUCCUAUUAUUCAAAGUCAUCCUAGAAGCAUGGUCACUAUUCGGUCAAUUCCCGAAAUCUCUAACGACCUUCCGCAAGGAAUACUGGCGCGUCAUGGCUCAGACGAUUACCACGCUCAUCAUGUUGUUAUACGGCGUGUGGACAUUAUACUGCAUAUUCCAAUUCACACACGGCGAUUCGUGGGCGGCAAAACUGCUCGCGGGCAUCACUUUGGCCACAUUCACCGGAAUCUUGAUGUUCUACACCUGGAAGAUCUGGAGUACUGUGCAAAAACUAAAGAAACUCGAAGGCGACGCAAGUGCCCUUUACGAAAACAAAGAGACUUGGAAACGGUACAAGAUCUUUUACGAAAACUACAAGCGCGGCUACUGGUGGUUGUUCAUCCCGGCCAUCGUGUACAUGUUUGCCAAGGGAUGCGUCCUUGCCGCCGGCGACGGUCACGGUCUAGUCCAGACGAUCGGCCAACUCAUCAUCGAGGCACUAAUGUUGUGUCUCUUGCUCUGGAGUCGGCCAUAUAAUCGCAAAUCGGGCAACUGGAUCAACAUCAUCAUUCAAAUCGUCAGGGUUUUGUCGGUUAUUUGCAUUUUGGUUUUCGUCGAAGAGUUGGGAAUCGCUCAGACCACAAAGACGAUUACGGGCGUGGUGUUGAUUGCCGUCCAGUCUGGUUUGACUGCAAUCUUGGCCCUGUUGAUUGUUAUUAACAGCAUUAUCACCUGUUGCAAGGAGAAUCCGCAUCGUAAACGGCGCAAGCAGGCUGAAAAGAUGCACGAGAAUGACCUGGAAGGCGAUGCCUACCUCCUCAUGCAGCACAACGCAGGAUCUCCCGCCAAGCGUGCCCGUCUUAUGUCCGACACCGCCGAGGUGCCGCCUAGUUACGAGCCUGUCCGCGCUCAAGCUCUGUCGAAUCGAUUUGGGCCGCCCCUACUCCCUCUCCCGCAUCCCCUGACUAGAAAUGAAAGCCACGAAGUCCUCGUCAAAGGCGCCGCGGGUAUGGGUAUGGCGCGCACUCGUUCAGGAGGGUACCGCAGUAUAAGUCCGGAUCGGGCCAGCGACGUCGACGGAAGUCCUCCUCCUCCUCUUUCGCGCGAGCCGAAAUUGCCCGAUCUGGGCUUUGAGCGGUAUCGCCAUGUCUAAAACAGACGCGGAAAAAAGCAAGAGGGAAAACAAAAGGGCUAGACUAGAGCUCGCCGACUACCUGAGCUCCUUGAACAUGUUGGUUAUUUGUGCCAUGGCGUCUCAUUUGUCUUUUAUGUAUAUAAGCAAGCAAGCAAGCGUUGAGCGGGUGACGGUUGUGUCGUCUUUUUUAGGUUCGAAUUUUGGGUCGGAUUCGUGUAGAGUGAGCUUCCGUAUGACAAUGGAAGUUCUGGAAUGAUAAUGAAACAUUCAGCUAACAAUACAUGUCACUCGAUGAUUUUGAUUUUAGUCAAUGUGGAAUGAAGCGUUGCACCGUUCUAUUGCAUAGUAUACUGAAAUCAUUCAGACGUCAAGUUUUCUAUUCUGCG